AUGAGAUUUUGCCCACUCCGGAGACUUCUUCAGCUCCAGUACCACACCAAUCACCUGUUUAGGAUGUUAUUUAGGAAGAACCGUGGCAAACCUCCAGUACACUACGAAGCAAAUCUUAAUGCCAAAGGAAAAUAUCUCAUCAACAAUUAUGUAUCCAUUAUCAUAUUAUCAAAGUCACGGUUAUACUUUGUGAAACAAUUGGCCGACAUACCUGUUUCCAACAGUGCAACUAAAGCACUGGAAGACCCAAAAUGGAAAGAAGCCUUGAAUGAAGAAAUGCGAGCUCUCCAGAAGAAUGGCACAUGGGAACUCGUGCCAUUACUUUAUGGAAAAAAGACAGUGAGAUGUAGGUGGAUUUAUACUGUGAAACUCAAAGCAAAUGGAUCCAUUAAAAUAUAUAAAGUUAGAUUGGUGGCGAAGGGGUACACACAAAGAUAUGAGAUAGACUACCAAUAUACCUUUGCCUCAGUAGCCAAGAUUAAAACUAUCAGAGUUCUUCUGUCUCUAGCAACAAAUCUCGAUUAG
Messenger RNA from Prunus armeniaca (apricot), 525 nucleotides. NCBI's taxonomy places the organism in Eukaryota, Viridiplantae, Streptophyta, Magnoliopsida, Rosales, Rosaceae. The record is from the annotation of a GenBank genome assembly.